AUGGCAGCUGAACCUCCGAUUGUUCUCGAUGGAGGGACCGGUUUCUUAAAAGUCGGAUAUGCAGGCCAGAACUUCCCAGAGCACCAGUUCCCCUCGAUAGUGGGGCGUCCGAUUCUCCGGUCGGAAGAGCAGGCGGGUGACAUCGUGGUCAAGGAUAUUAUGUGUGGUGAUGAGGCUGCUGCUGCGAGGUCGAUGCUGCAGAUUAGUUAUCCAAUGGAGAACGGGAUCGUGCGGAACUGGGACGACAUGCAACACCUGUGGAACUAUACAUUUUACGACAAAAUGAAGAUUGACCCCACCGGCCGCAAGAUCCUGCUCACUGAGCCGCCCAUGAAUCCUCUCAAGAACCGGGAGCAGAUGUGUGAGGUUAUGUUUGAAGGGUAUAACUUUGGCGGAGUUUACGUCGCAAUCCAGGCUGUUCUAGCACUCUACGCCCAAGGUCUAAGCAGCGGCGUCGUAGUCGAUUCCGGCGACGGCGUAACACACAUUGUGCCCGUCUACGAAUCCACGGUUUUGAAUCACUUGACUCGCCGGCUGGACGUUGCCGGUCGCGACGUCACCCGCAACCUCAUCGCUCUCCUCUUACGCCGUGGAUACGCCCUAAACCGAACCGCUGACUUUGAAACCGUACGGCAAAUUAAAGAGAAACUCUGCUACGUUUCCUAUGAUUUAGAGCUUGACCAGCGAUUAUCCGAAGACACCACCGUCCUCGUAGAAUCAUACACGCUCCCUGACGGACGAGUCAUCCGAGUCGGAAGUGAACGCUUCGAGGCCCCAGAGUGCCUGUUCCAGCCCCAUUUGGUUGACGUGGAACAGCCAGGAAUUGCAGAAUUCUUGUUCAACACGAUCCAAGCUGCGGAUGUUGACGUUCGAAGCAGUUUGUACAAGGCUAUUGUGCUAAGCGGCGGGAGCAGCAUGUACCCCGGCCUUCCUUCGCGGCUCGAAAAAGAGCUGAAGCAGCUAUGGUUGACGAGAGUGUUGGGAGGAAAUCCCGAAAGACUAAACAAAUUCAAAGUCCGCAUCGAAGACCCUCCUCGCAGGCGACAUAUGGUCUUCCUCGGCGGCGCUGUGCUCGCCAAUCUUCUCGCAGAUAAAGACAACAUGUGGAUCUCCAAGCAGGAAUGGCAAGAACAAGGCGCUCGUGCUCUAUCAAAACUUGGCCCUAGAUAG
Messenger RNA from Uncinocarpus reesii 1704, 1170 nucleotides. Its product is annotated as actin. Bases 1 to 1170 code for a protein of 389 amino acids. The transcript has 7 exons. Lineage: Eukaryota; Fungi; Ascomycota; Eurotiomycetes; Onygenales; Onygenaceae. Gene Ontology annotation, molecular function: actin filament binding. Gene Ontology annotation, cellular component: actin cortical patch; Arp2/3 protein complex. The record is from RefSeq and is a predicted model, not a curated record. Gene Ontology annotation, biological process: Arp2/3 complex-mediated actin nucleation.